Molecule: messenger RNA, 1166 nt
Organism: Condylostylus longicornis
Lineage: Eukaryota; Metazoa; Arthropoda; Insecta; Diptera; Dolichopodidae
Gene: Spt7
Exons: 4
Coding region: 101-1072 (323 amino acids)
Cellular component (GO): SAGA complex
Molecular function (GO): protein heterodimerization activity; transcription coactivator activity
Source: RefSeq, a predicted model, not a curated record
AUAUACAAAUAGCUGUUUCGAUGUAAAUAAACAAGUUUUCUAGAAUUUUUUGAAGUGUUUCUAAAAAAUUAUAUUAUUAUUUAAAUAAAUUUAAAAUAAUAUGUUUAGUGAAUUUACUAAGGCUCCUGGAACAUGGGGCGAGUUUGAGGAUGAGUCCGAUUUAAAGAGGGAAACAAAACCCGAUGAAAUUAUUACCCCACAGGCUAAAAUGGAUAAACUUAGAAGAAUUAAGAAUAUAACUAUUGUAGCUGAAGACAAAAUAGAAAGUAUUAAAAUUAAAAAUCCUCUAGUAACUCAAACAAUUGAAGUGAUGAACCAAACAGAAAUGCUUCAAACAUUAAUAGAUACUUAUGCAAAUAAAUCUGGUUUUCAAAAUUAUUUACUAAAUCCUUGUCAAGUUAUACCACAAGUUGAUUUUCCGCCAGAAAAUACAGCAGAAUUAUUAUCUGAUGAUAAAUUUGCAAAACCGCUAUGGUUUAUACCACCAAUUGAAACAGAUUUUGUUAGAGGUGUACCCAGAGAGUACCCACAAGUAACAAAAGAAAUAUGCCGGCAAGCUUUAAGAAAAGCUGUUUGUGGUUUAUUAAGAGUAGCAGGAUUUAACGAUUCUUCAAAUAUUGCUCUUGUAACAUUGACUGACGCUGUUGAUGAAUUUCUGAAAACAUUACUAACACAUGUUAAUGACGUUAGGAAUAAUCAAGGUUCUGAAGAAAUGGGAUUGGAUGUAUUAACUCUGGAAAAAGGAUAUUUUCAAAUGACACAGAACUCUUUAAUGAGCAUUCAUAAUUAUUUUAAAAACAAUAUCAUUGCCAGAAAUAAGUAUGAAAUAAAUGAAUUUAAAGAAAUUGAAGCUGAAUAUGACAAAAUGAUGAAAGAAAGUCAAAGAGAACAUGAAAAAUUCAGGGAGGAUGAAUUUAUGCAUUUCCUAGACACAGUGGCUGUGACAGUCAGUACUGUAACAGUUAGUGCUAAUCCACCUGUUAUAAUUGGGGAAGAUGGCCUACCGCAGAAUGUCAAUAUUGUAAAUUAUAUCAAAACCGACGAGGAAAAUGGAGUUGAUAACCAAGUUUAGAAAAAUUUGUAGAUUUUAAGUAAUUAACUAAGGCCUAAAAAUAAUGGAAAAAAAUAUUCAAAUCUCAGUACUUUGUAUAAAAUAAAAAAUAUUG